UGUGAUUGGUCGGUCGGCCGGCAGCGGCGAAAGGGGGAGUGAGAGGUCAAGAUGGCGCCCUUGCGGACAGUGAAGGGUUUGGUGGGAUUGGUGACAGGAGGGGCUUCUGGACUCGGCCGAGCAACCGUUGAGAGGCUGGUGCAGCAAGGAGUGAGAGCCGUGAUUGUGGACCUACCGACAUCGGAAGGAGCCAGUGUAGCCCAGGCACUGGGCGAGAAUUGUGCUUUUGCACCAACCGAUGUCACAUCGGAGGCAGACGUCAAAAGUGCCGUGGCCCUGGCGAAGGAGAAAUUUGGUCGCCUGGACAUCGCAGUGAACUGUGCAGGCAUUGCAGUGGCAGUGAAAACCUACAACUUCAAGAAGGACAUUCCUCACAGUCUCGAGGACUUCCAGCGAGUGAUCAAUGUAAACAUCGCAGGAACCUUUAAUGUGAUUCGCCUAGCUGCUGCCGAGAUGGGCCGGAAUGAACCAGAUCCAGACGGUCAGCGGGGUGUCGUUGUGAACACAGCUAGUGUGGCCGCCUACGAUGGACAGGUCGGACAGGCAGCUUAUUCAGCCUCUAAAGGUGGUAUUGUGGGCAUGACCCUUCCCAUCGCCCGGGACUUGGCACCACAAGGGAUCCGAGUGGUCACCAUCGCACCAGGUACGCACCGUGGCGCCCACCUGGUACAGACCAUCGUGGAGAACCCCAUGCUCAACGGAGAGGUCAUCCGACUGGACGGUGCCAUCCGAAUGCAGCCCUAGGUGGGGAGAGAGUGGGGGGAGGGGGGCAGAGUGUGAGGGGGAGGGAUGCGACGUUGUUCCCUCAGACAAACGCUGACUAUCCGCAAGCUGAUGCUGCCAGGGACUGCCCACCAUCCAUGCCUUCCAACUCUUCCCCCCUCCCCCACCGCUAGCAGCCAGGACCCUGUCCCUUGUCGGGUCAUACGGAUUAUCCACAGUGUUCCUUCUGUGCCAGCCCACUGCCUCAGGACCUGGGGGGGUGGGGCGUCCCAAGGGGUUGGGCCCUCUGACUGGAGCGGACCAUGGCUGCUCGAUAUCCAUGGGGUCUCUGAGCGACUGACCCCAUCCCUGAGAUUAACCUGACCGCCCUCCCUGAGAUCCCGCAGCCUUCCUUGCCGCUGGUCCGGGACGGGAUCUCGACGCGGGAGCCCGCGCCCAUCUGCUGACCGACCGCAGAGAGUGGGGUGGGUUAAAUGUGAUGUAUCCCCCCCCCCACAGCGGGGUACUGUGUACUGCUUUACCCCCGAGCUGCGUGUCUCGGUCAGUGGGCGUGCACGGGUUGGUGGAGGAGGGUGAACGGUCAGUCGUGUCGAAAUGGCCGAUCCCAGUUUCGGUUACAGAAAUCGCUGGAGGAACUCGGCAGGUCUUUGGAGAAAGAGAGGUAGAGAAAGCGGAGUUAACAUUUCAACUCCUCUCUCUUUCCCUUUCCCUCUGCCUCAGCUCCGAGUGAGUUCCUCCAGCGAUAUCCGUCUGGUAUUGCUGCUCUCUGUUUGAUUCCGGUGUGUAAAUACAUUGCGAUCAGUGUGUGAGGCUGGGCUUGGGGCAUGGGAAGCUGCUGCCUUGCUGAGAUCCCAGCAUUGAAUUCCCUCUCGGCGGGGCCCUGAGCCUGACCAGACUCUCGAAGGUUGAUCAUCGUGUGCUUCUCUGAUUAAACAGUGAUGGGAUUGUU
Molecule: messenger RNA, 1672 nt
Organism: Hemiscyllium ocellatum (epaulette shark)
Lineage: Eukaryota; Metazoa; Chordata; Chondrichthyes; Orectolobiformes; Hemiscylliidae
Gene: hsd17b10
Product: hydroxysteroid (17-beta) dehydrogenase 10
Exons: 6
Coding region: 52-744 (230 amino acids)
Biological process (GO): fatty acid metabolic process; androgen metabolic process; estrogen metabolic process
Cellular component (GO): mitochondrion
Molecular function (GO): estradiol 17-beta-dehydrogenase [NAD(P)+] activity
Source: RefSeq, a predicted model, not a curated record